Molecule: messenger RNA, 1545 nt
Organism: Cavenderia fasciculata
Lineage: Eukaryota; Evosea; Eumycetozoa; Acytosteliales; Cavenderiaceae
Gene: clybl
Product: citrate lyase subunit beta-like protein
Exons: 6
Coding region: 1-1545 (514 amino acids)
Biological process (GO): regulation of cobalamin catabolic process
Molecular function (GO): (S)-citramalyl-CoA lyase activity
Source: RefSeq, a predicted model, not a curated record
AUGAAUAUUGAAAACAAUGUUGAUACUCGGAGAGAUUCACAAAACCAUACAGCACCCUUCCCACUUGGUUCAAAGAGUAAUGAUCUUUCAUUUAAUUGUCAUUUCAACAACAAAUUUAAAAUUAUUGAUGGAAUUGGAUUUGGGGAUCCUGUAAUGCCAAACAAAGAAAUUAUAAAUCAGCUCAAAAAAGAUUUCAAGGGUGAAGAAAUUGAUAUAAUCAUGUUUGUAAUUAAAAUGGGUAGAAUAUCUCAAGAAACAUUGGAUAUUUUUAACUUGAUCGAACAAACAAUUUAUCCAAAUGGUAGUGCCUCAUCCAACUUCCUCCUUUGUUCUACACAUUCAAAUGAUGAAAGUUGGUUUGAAGAAAAUAUCCAUAGCCAAGUUCUAAAACCUAUUUUAUCAAAAUGUAAUCUUGGAUACAUUGGUGUAGAUUUCCCACCUUUUAACCUGAAUCCAAUAAUUGAGGGAGGAAGAGGAUGGUUGAGAACAUCACAACAUCAACAACAUAGAACAUACAGUACAACAAGUAGUGAUGGUAAUACUGAAGUGUCUGAUGGAUAUAUAACCAACAAAUCAAAUACUUCAUCUAGUAUAAUGAUUAAACCUCAAUCAUUUAAUCUUUCUCAAAAUGUAUAUUCAAAACCAUUAAGAAGAGUUAUAUUUAAUGUACCUGGUAAUGAUCAAAGAAAGGUAGCAAAAGCAGUUCAAUUAUCUGGUAUUAUAGAUACUAUAGUAUUGGAUAUUGAAGAUGGUGUCGCUGCAAACAUGAAACAAGCAGCACGUGAAGAGAUUGCAAGAUCGGUGCAAAAAGACUCUUAUUCCAAAUCAGAGUUAUUGGUUCGUGUUAAUUCGGUGGACAGUGGAUUGUUGGAAGACGAUAUAAAGGCAAUGUCAAAGAUUGCAAAUUAUAUUGACGGUUUUCUCAUCCCAAAGGUCGAGUCACCUGCUCAUCUCCAAUACGUCACUCAUUUGAUGCGAUACAAUGGUAUCACAGAUCGAAAGAAACUAUUGGCCUCUAUAGAAUCUGCAAUAGGAUUGAUUAAUUUAAAGGAUAUUUGUCAAUACCAUACCAAAGCAUUUCCAGGCGAACAAUCAAUGCUCGAAGCAUUGGUAUUUGCAUCAGAGGAUUAUUGUGCCGACACUGGUAUCACUCGUACACCCGAAGCAUCUGAAUUGUCGUAUGCUCGUAGUGCAGUAGUCAAUCAUGCUAUUGCAUUUGGAUUGCAAGCAAUCGAUAUGGUUUGUAUCAAUUUCAAGGACCUAGAUGUCCUAAGAAAGGAGGCUAAAGAAGGUGUUCAAAUGGGAUUCCACGGUAAACAAGCUAUUCAUCCCGGUCAGAUUGAAGUCAUCUGUGAUGCAUUCCGACCAACCCUCAAACAAGUCCAAUUCGCAUCACGUAUCAUCGAUCAAAAUGAAAUCAACCAAUCAAUGGGUAAAGGUGCUUUCGAAGUCGAUGGUAAAAUGAUUGAUUUACCAAUGGUUAAAUGGGCUCAAAAUAUUCAACAUUUAGAAUCAAAUUAUCCUCCAAGAGAAUCAUAUGAUUAA